AUGACGAUGACUGGCCGUGUGCUGCUGGUGUGUGCCCUCUGCGUGCUGUGGUGCGGUGUCUGCGGUGGUGGACGAGCUGAAACACCUCCUCCAGAUUCUCCGGAUAAUACGUCCGACGGGAACACUCAAAACGAAGAAGGGACCGUCGUUGGCGCUGGAGGAGGUGACCAAAACGAUCAACAGGCAGCGCCACAAGCAGCAGCACCAACGACGUCAGGAUUACCGGCAGCGGCACCGAGCCCGUCACCGGCACCACAAUCCGGAAGAGAAGCAUCAGAAAAGGCAAGUACAACCACGGACAACGAGGAUCAAAACAAAGAAGAUAAAAAGAAUGAAGAACAAAAGGAGGAGAAAAAAAAGGAAGAAGAAGAGGAAGAAGAGGAAGUGGAAAAGGAAGUGGAAGAGAAUGAUACGAAGGAAGAGAAUGAUACGAAGGAAGAGAAUGAAGAGGAGACAAAGAAAGAAGAGCCUGUUACCGGCACCACAGAGGGGAUCUCAGCAGGCGGUCAAGAGCAGCCAAGUUUAUCUUCUGGUGCGGAGGGAGCAUCGAAUGAAACAAAUCCCAACAGCACACCAACAACUGGAGACGAUGACCCCGCAGCUGAUGUUUCAGGGACAGCAGAGGGAAAACAAGAUGAAAAUAAAGAAUCCAAUGCGAAAGAAACACCAGUGACGGCCACAGCCAUGAAAACUACGACGGCGACGACUGGCGACAGUGACGGCAGCACCGCGGUCUCCCACACCACCUCCCCUCUUUUGCUUCUUCUUGUUGUUGCUUGUGCGGCUGCUGCUGCGGUGGUGGCCGCGUGA
Molecule: messenger RNA, 810 nt
Organism: Trypanosoma cruzi
Lineage: Eukaryota; Euglenozoa; Kinetoplastea; Trypanosomatida; Trypanosomatidae
Product: mucin-associated surface protein (MASP), putative
Exons: 1
Coding region: 1-810 (269 amino acids)
Source: RefSeq, a predicted model, not a curated record